GGAAGUCGUUCAUGGCCAUAAUCACGUGAUAAACAUCACGUGAAAAAUUCUUUGAAUCUGCGAAUAACUAGUUACUGCAGCGGGGACCCGUAACGUUCCCUCUCUUUCGCAACGUCGACGCAAUGGCUCAGAUUUCCAAGAAGAGAAAGUUCGUAGCCGACGGUGUUUUCUUCGCCGAACUCAACGAGUUCCUUACUCGUGAGUUGGCCGAGGAAGGUUACUCAGGUGUUGAGGUCCGCGUCACCCCUGCCCGUACCGAGAUCAUUAUCCGGGCUACUCGUACCCAGAACGUUCUUGGUGAGAAGGGUCGCCGUAUCCGCGAGUUGACCUCUGUCGUCCAGAAGAGGUUCAACUUCCCUGAGAACACUGUCGAGCUCUACGCGGAGAAAGUUAACAACCGUGGUCUUUGCGCCAUCGCUCAGGCCGAGUCUCUCCGCUACAAGCUUCUUGGUGGUUUGGCUGUGCGGAGGGCUUGCUACGGUGUCGUCCGUUUUAUUAUGGAGUCCGGUGCCAAAGGUUGCGAAGUUGUUGUAUCUGGUAAGCUCCGUGGUGCCCGUGCAAAGUCUAUGAAGUUCGUGGACGGCUUCAUGAUUCACUCUGGUCAACCCACCCGCGACUACAUUGACAACGCUACCCGCCACGUUCUCUUGCGUCAAGGUGUCUUGGGUAUUCGGGUGAAGAUCAUGCUCGAAUGGGACCCCACAGGAAAGGUCGGACCCAAGAAGCCACUUCCCGACAACGUCACCAUCUUGGAGCCAAAGGAGGAGGACAUCCCUGUGCCUGCCCCCAUCGCUCUUCCCACUGCCGCCCCCGUCGAACAGAGUGUCGAAGCCCCAGUUGCUACGGCUUAAAUUGGGACCAUGGAGGGUGGAGUGUUCUUGUAUAUGGAUAGGGAGCUCAAUUGAUUUUUAUACUUUCAUUAGUACCCAGACUGCGCGUCAGUAACGCAUUUUAGUGAUCAAGAUUGAUGUAGUGCAUCACUCAGCAAUAGCGCAGGAGCUCGCUUUCAUUCCAUUAGGUGAAAAAAGCGUAUAUUCAAAAGCCGCUACCAUAUACACAAGAAAAAGGGGAGGGAUAGUUAUACUAAGGCAGAAUGGUGAAGAUCGCAGAGCUAUUAAGCAUUGCCUGGUGCUAGGCCCCAGACUCGUAUUGUGUGAUCGUCUGAUGCGGAGGCAAACAUAUUCCGUUUCGGAUUCCAACUAACGCAAUUGACGCAACCUACAG
Messenger RNA from Spizellomyces punctatus DAOM BR117, 1224 nucleotides. RefSeq names its product 40S ribosomal protein S3-A. Gene Ontology annotation, cellular component: cytosolic small ribosomal subunit; nucleus. Bases 123 to 851 code for a protein of 242 amino acids. The transcript is spliced from 5 exons. Gene Ontology annotation, biological process: translation. Lineage: Eukaryota; Fungi; Chytridiomycota; Chytridiomycetes; Spizellomycetales; Spizellomycetaceae. The record is from RefSeq and is a predicted model, not a curated record. Gene Ontology annotation, molecular function: RNA binding; structural constituent of ribosome.